CAUUAUUCUCGUAUCUUGUACGCCUCACGAGCUCUUUGCAAACGAAUAUGCUCCUCUUCCACUGCGUUUCUUAUCUUUUCUUCACAUUACUGCACCCUACACUGGCAAGCCCACUGCCUGCAGAAGAUGUCUUCAUAAGGAGUCUGACCAAGCGGGACACAAUAUUGGGCCCUAAAUUAAACGGAGCCAAUUUCCCAGAUCCGGCUAUCAUUUUCGUCGACAAGUGGUAUGCAUUUGCAACAAGAACAAUCGGAAGCAAUAUACACAUCCAAGUUGCCACAUCCACCGACUUCAACACUUGGACACUUCAACGCAAUGCGGAUGGCUCUCAGUACAAUGCUCUGCCCAACAUUCCUGCUUGGGCGGUGCAGGGAAAUCCAAACACUUGGGCACCAGAUGUCAAUCAACUAGACGAUGGAAGCUUCGUGAUGUACUACAGUGCCAGCACUGUCCAAGACAAAUCCAAACACUGCGUUGGAGCUGCUGUCUCCAAAUCACCACUAGGUCCAUACUCUCCAACUAGUGAUCAACCCCUCGUGUGCCCGCUCGCGCAAGGCGGCGCAAUUGAUGCAUCCGGCUUCAACGAUAAUGGUCAACGAUAUAUCAUGUACAAAGUCGACGGCAACUCCCUUGGUGCUGGUGGACCUUGCAACAGUGGCGUCCCUCCACUGAAACCCACGCCAUUGAUGCUCCAAGCAGUAGCAUCAAACGGCUACACACUACAAGGAAACCCCACAGCUCUCCUCGACCACAACGGCGCCUCUGACGAUGGAAUACUCGAAGCACCCGUCCUGGUCAAGAAGAACGGACUCUAUUUCUUGCUUUUCAGUUCAGGAUGUUUCACAACGACAAACUACGAUGUCGACUACGCUACAGCGACCUCAGUCAGAGGUCCAUAUACUCGAGCUUCCACUCCGCUGCUCUCCACAGGACGAAAUGGACUUUCCGGGCCAGGAGGAGCCGAUUUCUCGAAAGACUUGAAGUUUACGGUGUUCCAUGCGAAUGCGAAUGGUGGGAGGGCGAUGUAUACUGCUAUGGUCACAGUUAAUGGGAAGCAAUUGUCGAUAUGA
Cercospora beticola is the source of this 1070-nucleotide messenger RNA. RefSeq names its product glycoside hydrolase family 43 protein. Gene Ontology annotation, biological process: carbohydrate metabolic process. NCBI's taxonomy places the organism in Eukaryota, Fungi, Ascomycota, Dothideomycetes, Mycosphaerellales, Mycosphaerellaceae. The record is from RefSeq and is a predicted model, not a curated record. Gene Ontology annotation, molecular function: hydrolase activity, hydrolyzing O-glycosyl compounds.